Molecule: messenger RNA, 2282 nt
Organism: Ctenocephalides felis (cat flea)
Lineage: Eukaryota; Metazoa; Arthropoda; Insecta; Siphonaptera; Pulicidae
Product: nucleolin 1-like
Exons: 5
Coding region: 164-2116 (650 amino acids)
Cellular component (GO): nucleolus; nucleoplasm
Source: RefSeq, a predicted model, not a curated record
CGAGCGAAUUAUUCUUUGGAGUGACCGAUCCGUGUAGUUUACGAGUCGCAGCCUUUCUGUAUUUUGCUCUGUUCGAGAAGUGUUGAAACGCAUGGGAUGCGCAUGGUAUUGGAAUAAUUACGAGUUUUAGGUUAGCUGAAUAAUAUUUUGUAUUUUGUGAAAAAUGGCAGCGGUAGACGAUGCUUGUUUGUCCGCUUUAGUGUUAGAGUAUUUGAACAAGAAAGACAAGAACUUAGCUAAUGUGUUCCAGAAGAAAACCAAUGCGCCUCCUCUACCAAAAGGAUCACCUACAAUCGCCGAUGUUUUCACACAUUACCAAAAGACAUCGACGAAAAAAAUCCCACCGCUAAAAUUAUCUUCGGUCGGUUCUUCUGACGAGAGCUCCUCUGAGGAAGAUACGCCUCCCACAAAACCCGUGAAAGGCGUGAAGCCUAUUUCUAAUGGAAUUACGAAGACAAAACCUGCCGCUAAAGAAUCAUCUUCAGAUUCUAGCAGUGAAGAAGAAGCUAAACCAGCACAAAAGCCUCCUGCAAAAUCUGCGCCAAAACCUGCUCCAAAAGAAGUGAAAAAAGAUACUAGUGAUAGCGAUUCUGAUUCUGACUCUGAUGAACCCAAAGUUCAGACAAAGGCUACUGUACAAACUAAAUCCCCCGCAAAACCAGUUAAGCAAGCACCGCCGAAAAAAGCAGAAUCAUCUAGUUCUGAAUCUUCUUCUGAAGAAGAGGUCAAAAAACCAACCAAACCUGUACAAAAACCUGUUGCUAAGCCAAAAGAAUCGAGUAGUGAAGAGUCUUCAUCAGAAGAAGAAACCAAACCCCCUGCAAAGACAGCAGCAAAACCAGUGGCAAAACCUGUAACCAAACAGCCUGUAAAAACAACUCAAUCAAGUUCUUCGUCUGAAGAAGAAUCUAAGCCAAAGCAAGUUAAAACACCUGCUAAAUCGGCUACAAAACCAGUUCCUGUAAAGUCUAAGAAAGAAUCCAGUAGUGACGAUAGUUCGAGUGAAGAUGAAGCUCCCAAACCAAAAGCUCAACCCGUCAAAAAAGGAAAACCUGCAACACCUAAAAAGGAAUCUAGUAGUGAUAGUGACAGUUCCGACGAAGAUACAAAACCUUUACCUACUAAGACAACAGCCGCAAAGCCUGCUGUUAAGAAAGAUUCUAGUAGUGAUGAUAGUUCUGAAGAAGAGGCUCCUGCUGUAAAGCCGAAACAAUUGCCGGCUGCCAAAACACCUGCAAAAACAAAACCUGUUACAAAGAAAGAAUCUUCUAGUGAAGAAAGUUCUGAGGAAGAACCCAAGAAAGCUGCAGUUAAAACUCCUGUGGCUAAACCUGCAAAGAAGGAAUCUAGCAGCGAUGAUGAUAGCUCUGAUGAAGAUGAACCUGCAAAAUCAAAAACAUCUACACCUACAGCUAAAGUUCCAAAAGUUACAAAGCCAGAAUCAUCUAGUGAUAGUGAUUCCUCUGAAGAAGAAACUAUUUCAGUAACUCCAGCCAAACAGAAGAAAAGUGAGUCGCCUGUUAAAACCUCUACAAAGAAACGUAAAGCCGAAUCUUCUUCUGAUGAUUCUGAUGAAGAGGAAGAGGCUUCAAAACCAGUAGCUAAAAAGCCAACGUAUGAUAAUUUUGUCAAAGCUGGCGAAAAUGGAACUGAAGAGAAUGAUGACACCAACUCACCUCAUAACAAAUCUGGAGGAUUUAAUGAUCGGCGCGGUGGAUUUAAUGGGGGCCGUGGAGGCGGGCGCGGUUUUGGUGGGAGAGGGGGUGGCGACCGCGGAGGUCGUGGCCGUGGGGGAUUUGGCGGGCGAGGUGGACGUGGUGGAUUUGGGGGAGAUCGAGAUGGUGAUAAUCGCAAUGGUGGUGAUCGAAAAAGUUUCGGUGGAGGUCGCGGUGGCUUUGGCGGUCGCGGGGGCGGCGGUGGUGAUCGUGGAGGUUUCCGUAAAUCUUGGGGAGGCGAGGGUGGCCGUGGUGGCGGUGGUGGUUUUGGCGGUCGAGGUGGACGAGGUGGUGGUGGCCGGGGUGGUUUUGGCGAUAGGGGUGGGCGCGGAGGCGGUGGUGGCUUCAACAAAAGCUUCGGAUCAUCAGGAGAAAAUAAGAAAAUUACGUUCGAUGAUUAGAUUUAAGUUGAUUUGUAUUAAAAGAAAGGAGCACGAGGAUCAUGGGGUGAAAGGGCUAAUCUUGAUUUGAAACACACGAGAGGAAAAUCAUUUAGACAUGAAAAGACUAAAAAGAAACGAGGUUCAUAUCGAGGUGGUGCCAUUGACAUGUCUGUGAACUCCAUUA